AUGGAUCUACUUCUACGAGAGGAGGCCGGCAGGGCCCAAGACAUCUCGGAAAUCCUCAACACGAUACGCAACAAUGAUCUGGAAGAUGAGCAGGACAUUACCUUGGCGAUCACCGGCCUAAACGGAUUGAGCUGGGCACUGCGAGAACUCAACAAACAGAUCGACGCCGUCAAUGGGAGACUCAGCAAAACCUUUGCCAAUGACCUGAAGCUCCUCCAGCAGAGCGUCGCUUUUACAUUACAAGAUGUCUGGACCAUCCUCGGAAGACUACCUCGUGUCGCCAUCGCCGCCGACUAUCAAGAUGCCUGGAAAGAACUUGUCCGAUAUUGCACGAACAUGGGAAAGCAGACCCUCGAUAUGCGAUUGAAGACGUAUGAAUUGUUUACAUGCUCGCUGUGUAAAGUUCUCCAGAGGCAAAGCUACAGUCGGGCCCAAUUCGACGACUUGCGCCACGACAUCUACGAACUGCAAUUGCUACUGCGCGAGGACAGAAGACUGCUCAAGGCAACGGGGGAUUUUGGCAGGCUUGAACUGGUCCCACCCAAGUCACACGAACGACCGAGGCCAGAGCCGCAGCGACCCAUGUCGCCCACCGCCUCCAACGACAGUUACGAGACCUUCCAGCACAAGUCAGCUCCCAGUCCGCCAUCUCUUUCCCCAGUUGCCACUCCCGCUUCUCCGGUGACGACCUUUUCCACGUUAAGUCGCUCUUCGAGUGUUGACCCAGAGACGAAACACUGGGCAACUAAGAUAUUCCACAACCUUCCCUGCACCGCCCUAGCCGAGGACCCCAACCUAUCCUGCUGUUUUGGAGAUGUGGACGGCAAGAGACAUCGACCGCCAGAUGCGGAAUACGAAAGAAUCCUCCAAUUGAAAUUCCCUGGCGGUCUCCGAACCAAGUUCUACUGGCGGCCCCACGACUACCGCAGCAAGAUUGUUUGCGAAUGGUACGACAACCGAAGGAAUCCGCGACUGUCCUGCUUUCCGCUCAGCGACUUGCACUUCGUGGCUCCAGUACCUGUUGGACUAGCCUCAACUUCACCUCGUACGAGUGGCUUGUCAUUUUCCACUGCACCGUGCUGUCAUUGCGAGCUCAUUGACACCACCUCGAGUUUCGGCAACCUCCACCAUGACCUCGAUGGCGAGGCACUGAAAUUCGCAGGGGCAAUCCGCGAUAGUGGUUACAGGCACGCCCUGCGGCUGUACCGUGAUAAGGGUACCGGCGCUAUUCGCCUCGAAGCCGCUGUCCUUGACAAGGAGAUGAAAGACACACCGAUCUGGACCGCAUUCAUAACGCACAAAAUCACAUCACCCACCUGGUGCCGUUGGUCCAAGAACAGUUCGACCGUGUACCUUGCGGAGCUCCAACGACAUGUAUUCACUUCUGAAUACUCGCCACAUGUUCGCGCGAACGGAGAGCAUUUCCUCGACUUCGAAUCCCUUUCAGAUGCAGAAGAUUUCGUAAAGACUCUCCGAGACUUGCGCGAGGACAUUCAUAAACCCAAGACGACGAAAUGA
Molecule: messenger RNA, 1518 nt
Organism: Cladophialophora carrionii CBS 160.54
Lineage: Eukaryota; Fungi; Ascomycota; Eurotiomycetes; Chaetothyriales; Herpotrichiellaceae
Exons: 10
Coding region: 1-1518 (505 amino acids)
Source: RefSeq, a predicted model, not a curated record